CUCCACAGAUUUACUUGGGAGAAGAAAAGUUUCUUGCAAUAAGUUGUAGAGUUCUUGAGCAACAAGAGAAAGAUACUCUUCUUGAGGCAGGAGUGCCCCCUUCAACCUCCACAAAUUUGUUUACUUGUUUGGCUCCUCUGAAAUCCGAAUAAUAAAUUUUGAAAAAUCUGAAAUAGAAUCGUGUGAAUAAAAAAAGACAGUUAUCUUGAUAGUUUAUAUAUUGGAAAUUUAUUAGAAGAUAAUUGAAAGAUCUCUUUUCUAAGAGAUUUUCAUAUAAAACUGAACUUCAGGGAAUAUUUCUUAGUAACUCUCUAGAAGCUAAAGUUAGACUUGUGUCAUAGUUGUAUUUAAAAUGUAAAUAUAUUCUAAGGAAACUUAAAGACUGAUGAACUCAUAAACCCUAAUUAAUUAGAACCCAUGAAAACUGAUGAACUCUUAAUAAAAUUAUCAAAUUGUUUAUAUUCUAAUAAAAGGUUAUCUUUGUUUUCAAAAGUUUUUUUUUUGACAUGUGUAGGAGUUUUUUUUUCAAAAAGAUUAAAUUUUUCAAAAGUUAAUUAGGUGUUUUCCUACACCAUGUGUAAUAAUUUUUUCAAAAAUAUUUAAAUUAUAUUUAAAAAUAAAAUGUUAUUCAUAUUGUAGAUUUUAUUAUUUUCUUACUAAUACUUUAAUAUAAAUUUUAUUUAAUUAAACAUAAAACUAAGAUAAAAAUAAUUUUGUUUAUUUUAAAUUAGAUUUAAGAAUAUAUAUGUAUAUAUUUAAAAUUGUAAUCUUAGAUAUAUUUUUUAUCUAUUUUUUGGUUUAAUAUAUUAAAUCAAAUUUUAAAAAAAUCUAAUAUGAAAAUGGUAUAAUUAUCAAAAAUUAAAACUAAACUAAAUUAAUAAAAUUUCUAUAUAUAUACGGAUAUAUAAAAGAAACUAAUGAUAUUACGAUUAAAAUUUUGAAAAUUUUAAUAAUAAAAAUUGUAUAUUAUAAAAAUUAGAAUUACAUAGUAUUUCGAAUUUGUAAUGUUAUAUUUGAAUAUAUUUAUUUUAAUGAUGAUGUAUGAAUUCUUAGCAUAUUUUAAAAAAAUUACCAAAAUUUUAAAUUAAUAUUAAAUGUAAUGUAUGAAUUAUUAUCAUCUUUUUUAAAAGUUUAUCAAAAAUAUAAAUCAAUAUUAAAUAUAAUUGUUGAUUUCAUAUUUAACCAUAAACCAAGUCAUCAAUUUUAAUAACUGUCAUUUUUUGUGAGAAUAAUUGUAAAGACAACAUGUGAUAAAUCAUUUAUCAAAUAAUGUUUCAGAGGAUCAAACCAUCCCACAGUUAUCGGACCCUCUUGUACGGGGGUAUCAGGCUCACAUUUCUACCGGAGAAAGAAAACCAAACUAAAAAAGAUGGAAAAUUUAAAAAGAAAUGUCGAGACCAGACACUGAACCCGUGCCUUUUCAGACCAGUACCUGAAGCUAGCGCCAUAGACCAACUCAGCCAUGUUGACUUUUUGCAAUUCAAAAACGCAAUAAAGUUUGAGAAUGAUGCCUAUUUUGACCAGUGUCAUUCGCCUUGUCUUGCUUCUUCUCUUACACCUGUUACUGUUAGUCUAACCUCAAUGAACUGAUAAUGAACUGUCUAGCGAAUGAAAGCUUAAACCUUUUAAAAAUCUCACCUUUUUCUUCUUCCCCCUCUGCUUACAGACUACUCUCUUCCGUCUCCAAUCUCCGAAACCCAUCUCUCCUUUCCACCAAAGACUGUACCUUUUCAACUCCUUUUAACCCUUUUCACUUCUUCAAUGAUCAUCAAACAAGCUCAAGCCUUUGUACACUCCAAACAACCAGAAUCCUACAGGGCCACUUGCUCAGACGAUAUCUAUUACCGUUCGAUGCUUUCCUUACGAAAUCACUGCUCAGUUGGUACUCGAAGUCGGGUUCCAUGGCUGAUGCAGCUAAGUUGUUCGACACAAUUCCUCAACCAGAUGUUAUCUCUUGUAAUAUCAUGAUCUCUGGUUAUAGACAGUGUAAACUGUUCGAAGAGUCGUGGAGGUUCUUCUGUAAGAUGCAUUUCUUGGGUUUUGAGGCGAAUGAGAUAAGUUAUGGGUCUGUGCUGUCGGCUUGUACUGCUCUACAGGCUCCUCUGUUGAGUGAGCUUGUGUUUUGUCAUGCAGUAAAGAUGGGUUAUUUCUUGUAUGAAGUUGUUCAGUCUGCUUUAAUUGACUCCUUCUCGAAGAGUUUUAGAUUUAGGGAUGCUUAUAAGGUGUUCCGUGAGACUUUAUCUCCUAAUGUGUAUUGUUGGAACACUAUGAUAGCAGGAGCACUUAGAAAUCAAGACUAUGGUUCUGUUUUCGAUCUUUUCUAUGAGAUGUGUGGUGGAGUUCAGAGACCUGAUAGUUAUAUAUAUUCCACUGUUUUGGCUGCGUGUGCUUCCCUUGAGAAGCUUAGGUUCGGGAAAGCGGUUCAAGCUCGGGUGAUCAAAUGCGGAGCAGAAGAUGUGUUUGUGAACACUACGAUCGUUGAUUUGUAUGCCAAGUGUGGGCAUAUGGCUGAAGCUAGGGAAGUGUUCUCCCGUAUCCCCAACCCUAGUGUUGUCUCUUGGACAGUUAUGCUGUCUGGUUUCACAAAGAGUGAUGAUGCUAUCUCCGCUCUUGAAAUAUUCAAGGAAAUGAUACGUUCAGGUGUUGAGAUUAGCAGAUGUACUGUGACCAGUGUAGUUUCUGCUUGUGGAGGGCCUUUUAUGGUCUCUGAAGCAAGCCAGGUCCAUGCUUGGGUCUUAAAGAGUGAAUUCUAUCUCGAUUCUUCAGUGGCUGCCUCCUUGAUUAGUAUGUACUCAAAGAGAGGAGAUAUUCAUCUCUCUGAAGAUGUUUUCAAGGGUUUGGAUGAUGUUCAGAGGCCAAAUGUUGUAAACGUAAUGGUCUCUUCACUUUCGCAGAAUAAGAAGCCUGGUAAAGCAAUAAGACUGUUUACUAGAAUGCUUCAGGAGGGUUUGAGACCCGAUGAGUUUAGUGUAUGCACUUUGUUAAGUGUAUUAGAUAGUUUGAAUUUAGGUAACCAGAUUCAUAGCUACAUUCUCAAAAGUGGGUUAAUCCUGGAUCUCACUGUUGGAAGCUCUCUUUUUACAAUGUACUCCAAGUGUGGUAGUUUGGAAGAGUCUUUUAGUUUAUUCCAGGAGAUACCUGUUAAAGACAAUGCUUGCUGGGCUUCUAUGAUAUCUGGUUACAAUGAGUACGGUCAUCUUAAGGAAGCUAUUGGACUAUUCGGUGAGAUGUUGUCUGAUGGGACUAGUCCUGAUGAGAGUACUCUAUCCGCUGUUCUAACUGUGUGCGCUUCUCUUCCUUCUCUGCCAAGAAGUAAAGAAAUACAUGGGUACGCGUUAAGAGCUGGUAUUGACAAAGGGAUGCCUCUUGGUUCCGCAUUAGUAAACACCUAUUCAAAAUGCGGCUCACUAAAGUUAGCUAGACAGGUCUAUGAUAGGCUCCCUGAAAUGGAUCCAGUUUCAUGCUCAUCGUUAAUCUCAGGAUAUUCACAGCACGGUUUAAUCCAGGAUGGCUUCUUCCUGUUUCGUGAUAUGGUCAUGUCUGGUUUUACCAUGGACUCCUUUGCAGUUUCAUCCAUUCUUAAAGCCGCUGCUCUCUCAGACGCAUCAUCUCUCGGAGCUCAGGUUCAUGCCUACAUCACAAAGAUUGGAUUGUGCACAGAGCCUUCCGUGGGGAGUUCACUACUGACAAUGUAUUCGAAAUUUGGAAGCAUUGAGGACUGCUGUAAAGCAUUCAACCAGAUCAAUGGUCCGGACUUAAUCGCAUGGACUGCGCUGAUUGCAAGUUUUGCGCAACAUGGAAAGGGUACUGAAGCGUUACAAGUGUUUAAUCUCAUGAAGGAAAAAGGAAUCAAGCCUGAUAAAGUGACUUUCGUAGGAGUCUUGUCCGCUUGUAGUCAUGGUGGUUUGGUCGAAGAAGCUUAUAUCCAUCUAAACUCGAUGGUAAAAGACUACGGUAUCGAACCUGAGAACCGCCAUUAUGCAUGCAUGGUCGAUGCUUUGGGGAGGUCAGGAAGACUUAAAGAAGCUGAGAGUUUUAUCACCAAUAUGCCUAUUAAAGCAGACGCUUUGGUCUGGGGAACAUUGCUUGCUGCUUGCAGACUUCACGAGGAUGUUGAACUCGGAAAGCUAGCUGCUAAAAAGGCUAUAGAGCUAGAGCCGUCAGAUGCUGCAGCGUAUGUUUCACUCUCGAACAUCCUUGCAGAGGUUGGUGAAUGGGAAGAAGUGGAGGAAACUCGGAAGCUGAUGAAAGGAAAAGGUGUAGAGAAGGAACCAGGGUGGAGUUCUCUCUGACA
Brassica rapa (field mustard) is the source of this 4294-nucleotide messenger RNA. RefSeq names its product pentatricopeptide repeat-containing protein At1g74600, chloroplastic. Gene Ontology annotation, biological process: RNA modification. The record is from RefSeq and is a predicted model, not a curated record. Lineage: Eukaryota; Viridiplantae; Streptophyta; Magnoliopsida; Brassicales; Brassicaceae. Gene Ontology annotation, molecular function: RNA binding; protein binding.